Molecule: messenger RNA, 17600 nt
Organism: Micropterus salmoides (largemouth bass)
Lineage: Eukaryota; Metazoa; Chordata; Actinopteri; Centrarchiformes; Centrarchidae
Gene: kmt2cb
Product: lysine (K)-specific methyltransferase 2Cb
Exons: 61
Coding region: 776-15829 (5017 amino acids)
Biological process (GO): positive regulation of transcription by RNA polymerase II
Cellular component (GO): nucleus; MLL3/4 complex
Molecular function (GO): transcription coactivator activity; histone binding; histone H3K4 methyltransferase activity
Source: RefSeq, a predicted model, not a curated record
GGUGCCACUUAUCAUUAGAUAUGGCCACCGUUAUAGAGUACACCGAGGCGUCAUCUUCAACUUAAUUUAGUCAUAUUUCAUAGUAAUCUCGCAAUUCGGCCACUGUGGCAGGUGGGAUGUUGUUUUUGGCAAGCUAACGUUUGUUUUUACAUGUCCUGGGAGGCGGUUGUUACUGCGUGGCAGGCUGGCUGGCUGCGAGAGUCUCCUAACUGGCCGCUCGGUCCCGCAGCUUGUCGAUGCUGAAGAAAAUAGAACCAGUUGCCAACCAAGCUGUCGGCACCCAACAUUUGCUUUGCGCGUCGCUGUACGUUCGCUGAGGAUUCACAUUUAAAGUUUCAUUUACGGAUUGUUUACUUUUGUAGCCGCAUGGACUUUGGCUUUGAUUUGUUUAUACGUUAAUGGUAAAAUUGUUGGCCGUAGACUUGGGUGGCUAACACCAACUAGCUAUAUAACCCGAACUCGUGCGACGACAGCUGUCAUUGGAGAAAGGAAAGUGAUCCCCCCCCCACCACUAAAUGCGUGUGCCACUAAAGCGGGUUUCUGUUGGAUUUACAUCUGUCUUUCCAUCAAAUGGGCAAAGUUGGGAAUAACAUUGCAACGUUGGAAUAUAAUGAUAUGCGUUAUGCAUUUUUGAGAACUGCAGUGUUGCUUCAUUGGAAAGAGGCUAGCUAGCUCAAUUAGCUUGCUAGCUAGCUGGGUGAUAAAAGUGCGACGUUUCAUCCCCCCAGUAUUUUGGACAUGAAGAGGAUAAUUCGCUAUCCAUAGGGCUGGAAGAAUGUCAUCAGAGGAUAAGACUGUGGAACCCUCUGACCAGGUACCCUCACCACCCUCCAGCAGUGUAGGGGCCACGUCCACAGGAAGUCCUGCCCACGCAGACAAGCGACCACGUGGCAGGCCGCGCAAGGAUGCUGCUGCCGUCCUACCCCAGGCACCACCCUCAUCCGUGUCUAAGAACAGAAAGAAGGGUCGAACCAGAGGGAGGGUUGUUGUGGAUGAGGAGGACAGCAUGGAUGGGACUGAGAUAACAGAGUCCAUUGGCCCUCAGGACACAGAAACGCCAAUCCAGCCAGUGGAAACUGUGGAAGUGUUGACCCCUGAGGUGCCAGAGGAGGACAAGCCCUCUUCCCCUCUGGCCCAGAGCCCUCCAGCCGAGAAUUCAGCAGGACCAUCUGUCCCAGCGAGUAGAGAAGUCAAAAGAAGUGAGCGUCUCUGUGCCUUCUGUUACUGUGGUGGCCAUAGCCUGCUGGGUCAGGGGGAAAUGCACGUUUUCAGCACCACGCCUCAGCUUGAAGCACUCUUCAGCCACACGGGUGGAGGAGGCUCGACGAGCGAUAGCAGUGAUGGUGAAAAAACCACUCAGCCAAAAAUGGCAGAAGAGACCACCUCAGGACAGAGGGAAAAGACGAAUGGGUCUGAAAGCUGCGAGGAAGAACCAGACCCAGCCAGUCGAUUUUGGGAUGAGCUUUCUCAUGUCGGCCUUCCACAAGAUCUUAAUGUCCAGUCUCUCUUCGAGUCAGGGCAAUGCUGGGCACAUCAGAGUUGUGCCUUGUGGUCCGAAGGUGUUUGUGAGGGCGAGGGACAAUCUCUGCUUAAUGUGGACAGAGCCAUUGACUCAGGGAGCACAAAGCACUGUGCAUACUGUAAGCGCCUUGGAGCAUCCAUUAAGUGCUGUGCUGAAGGAUGUGCUCAAUUCUACCAUUACCCCUGUGCGGGGGCAGCUGGGACCUUUCAGGAUAUCAGGAGUCUCUCACUCCUCUGCCCAGAACACACUGAAUUGGCCAUUCACAAAUUUGUAGAUGAUGUAAAUUGCGCACUAUGUGAUAGCCCAGGGGACUUACUGGACCAGCUCUUCUGCACCAGUUGUGGUCAGCAUUACCAUGGGGUAUGUCUGGACAUGGCCGUGACCCCUCUAAGGAGGGCAGGUUGGCAGUGCCCUGAGUGUAAAGUCUGCCAGACAUGCAAGAACCCAGGAGAGGACACUAAAAUGCUGGUGUGUGACAUGUGUGACAAAGGGUAUCAUACCUUCUGUCUACAACCUGCUAUGGACUCUCUUCCCACCAAUGGAUGGAGAUGUAAGAACUGCAGAGUAUGCAUCCAAUGCGGAACACGAACCAGCAAGCAAUGGCACCACACCAGCCUGCUGUGUGAGAACUGUGUCCAAAACCAGGACCCUGCUCUGUGCUGUCUUAUGUGUGCCUGCAUCCUGGACCCUGAGCAUCACAAAGACUUACUCUUCUGCCACACUUGUAAGAGAUGGCUACACCUGGAGUGUGAGCGUCAGAACUCAGGCCAAGCAGAAAUCCACCCCAGAGAGGACUAUGUUUGUUCCAACUGCAGGUCUCCUGCUGCAGAGCAGGCACUACAGGCAGAGGAUAUGGACACCGGCCCAGAGCUCAGCCCUCAGCCAGCCUCCAUGCACACAGACUCUGAGACUGGCCUACAGCUGGCUAAAAAGCACACAGACCUAGAACCUGGCACUCAGCUGCCUCCUGAAAUGCACAAUGACCCCAAACCGGAAUUACUCGCUGUUCCAUUGCACUCAGAUCCAGAGCUUGUUCAGGCUACCGUCCAGGAGGAGAAGCUGGUCAUGUCGGCCCAGAAGCCUGGUGGGUCUUUGUUCCAAAAAGAAGUCUCAGUGGGAGCAGACGUUGUCGAGAGGCAGGUUACUGAACCUUUUGUCAACAAAGUCCUAACAGAAUUCAAACCAGAAACAAAACCAGCAGCACGAGCCCAGCUUACAUCUACGGAGAGUCCUUCAACGGCUCCCAGCCAGGAGUCUGAAUCUUUUCCAGUCCAGCUCUCUAUGGAGGCACUACAGGCACAGGAUACCACAUUACAAAUCAAACCAGCAAAGACAGAGGCCUGCCCUGAGCAGGGCAUGGCCAACCCCAGCACAAAGGAUUUUAAGGCCAUCAUCUCAACCACCAAAGAACCAAGUACUGCAUCAGUACCUUUCUCGGACCAACCAAUGGAGGUCUCACUACCCCAGCCUUCAAGUAUGGAUGUAGUCAGGGCUUCUUUCCUGGAAACUGUUCCAAAAGAACUCAAGAAGGAGAGGAGUGAGCUUAUUUUUCACAGAAACCUGGCAGAGACUGUUAAGCCCUCUGCCUCUACUACAUCGGAGGAGAUGUACACUACACCGGAGAGCAAGCCUGAUCCGUCACUUUCCAGCUUGUCUUCAGACGAGAACCCACUAAAGACAUGUGUGGAAAGGUUGGCAGAAAUGGUUUCCUCUCCAUCCCACUCCUCCCCUCUGGUCCGAGGGAUGUCUCCCAGAGAACUGGCCCAGAUCCUACCUCCACUGGGUGACCACAGCAGUGUAAUGCCCACCACCACGCUUAUACCACUCACCCCUAAGAUUGGAAUGGGAAAGCCAGCCAUCACCAAGAGGAAGUUCUCUCCUGGGAGGCCACGAGUGAAACAGGGUGCAUGGAGCCCCCAUAGCAGUGUGAGCUCCCCCUUGUCCUGGUCACCAGACCAGCCAGAGGGGUGGGACGUCCCAAAGACCAGGCAGUCCUCUGGCAGCCCCGGCUGGAGCAUCAGAGUGGGUCGAGGCUCAGGCUUCCCUGGGAGGAGGCGGCCCAGAGGGGCUGGUCUGUCCGGUAGAGCUGGACGUGGCAGGGCCAGAGGCAAAAAUGGAGUGAGUCCCGGCAUCAACCCUGGGGUCACCACAAUAGAAGCACCAUACCCAGUGAAGGAGGAGGAGGAGAACGCCAUGCAUAACACAGUGGUCAUAUUUUCCAGCAAUGAUAGUUUCACGCUAAAACAGGACAUGUGUGUAGUGUGUGGGAGUUUUGGCCUCGGUGCAGAGGGCCGUCUUUUGGCCUGUGCUCAAUGUGGCCAGUGCUACCAUCCCUUUUGUGUUGGCAUAAAGAUCACCAAGGUGGUGUUGAGUAAAGGCUGGCGUUGUCUUGAGUGUACAGUGUGCGAGGCUUGUGGCCAGGCCACUGAUCCUGGCCGCUUGCUGCUGUGUGAUGACUGUGACAUCAGCUAUCACACCUACUGCCUGGAUCCUCCUCUGCAGAACGUGCCCAAAGACAGCUGGAAGUGCAAAUGGUGCGUGUCCUGUACCCAGUGUGGCGCCACCACCCCAGGCCUAAGGUGUGAGUGGCAGAAUAAUUACACCCAGUGUGGCCCCUGUGCCAGCCUUGCAACAUGUCCCAUCUGCCUGGUGGACUACAGCGAAGGCACCACAAUUCUGCAGUGCCGCCAAUGUGACAGAUGGUUCCAUGCUUCUUGUCAGGGUCUCCAUUCAGAGGAAGAUGUUGAAAAGGCUGCAGACGGUUGCUUCGACUGCACAAUGUGCCGAGCUUUCAAAACCACUAAAGUUAUGACCAAGGCCAGAGACGCCAUUGAGCCUGUAGUUAUGACGCAGAUUGUCACAAAGGCUAAAGAAAUGGAUCUGUCAAAGACCUAUACCCAGGAUGGCGUUUGUCUGACAGAGUCUGGCCUUUGCCAGCUCCAGAGCUUGUCUGCUACAGCGUCACGGCGCAGGAAACCCAAGCCGAAGCUGAAGCUGAAGAUCAUUAACCAGAACAGUGUAGCAGUGCUUCAGGCUCCCUUAGACCCCCACUCAGAGCUCUCUCGUGAUGAAGACAUGGAGGACAACAGAGAGGCGGAGCUCCUAGAUUGUGAGGGGAAGUCUGACUCCAGCCUGGAGCGAGAGCCAGCAGAAGAUGACUCCAAGGGGGCCGACGGCGGCAAGAAGAGGAAGAGGAAACCGUACCGACCGGGCAUUGGUGGGUUCAUGGUCCGCCAGAGGAGCCGUCCAGGUCAAGGUCCAGGCAAGGCCAAACGAGCCCUCUGCAGAAAGGAUUCCUCUGGCUCAGUGUCAGAGAAUCCCUUUGGAAAAGAAGAGGGAUGGACAGAGGCUCUGCCUGAUACGCCCGUGGAUGAGACACCUCCUGGACCAGAGGUACCAGAAAAAAUAAAGAAACGCUACCGAAAGAAGAAAACAAAACUGGAGGAAGCUUUUCCCGCCUACCUGCAGGAGGCAUUCUUCGGAAAGGACCUGCUAGACAAAAGCAAGCAGAGCAGGCAGCAGGGGGUUGAGUCUGGCUUACUAGAAGAGGGGCAAAGCCAAGUGGAGAGGAAACAUCCAACCACCAGCUUCCUUGACCCUUCAUCAGACCCUCUGCUCAGCGCAUCGACAACAUCCCUUCCCGUCAGACCAGCAGCAGCACAGACGUCUGAGGAACCAUUAGUUGAUCUAUCUGAUGUUCUGAACACUGAUGCAGACAUCUUGGGAAUGCUCGGAAAACCAAGCAGUGACUCUGGUCUUGAUUUUUGCUCCUUCCAGGUUGACAGCUCACCUCCUCCUUUUGCUGGUCUGGACAUAGGGCCCCUGACAGACAGUUCCCCAGUGGCGCCCCAGUCUCAGGCUGGUCGGAGGACUCCUAGAACCCUCCCAGAGGAACCCCUGGACGGCAUUCUUAGCCCAGAGCUAGACAAGAUGGUCACUGAUGAAUCAAUUCUCAGCAAACUUUACAAAAUUCCAGAGCUGGAGGGAAAAGAUGUGGAGGAUCUCUUCACAGCAGUUCUUAGCCCCAGCACUAGCCAACCACCUCCACCACCACAGGUGCCUCACCCCCAUGGUCCAGGGCCCCUUGCUGCCACACCUGGCACUAGUAUGCCUCACCCCAAUGCAGGGAAUCCCAUGUUUCCAAGGAUGCCAAUGAUGAAUGGUAUGAUGGGACCAAACCAACGAUUACCUUCAAAUCCAGGGGCAGGGCCCUGCAUCCCAGAAAGUUUCUCUCCCCUGAACCGCAUGCCUUUCACUGACAAUCCAAGGGAUAGAAAGUUUAAUCAGAUGCCUCGAGAGGUAGUUGGUUCAUGGCCCUCCCCUGCCCAUGGCCCCGGCCCUACCCCCCCUGGAUCUCUGCCUGAGGGGGAGACUGAAGCCAUGUCAAAUGCCCAAAGGAGUACACUCAAGUGGGAGAAAGAGGAGACACUUGGAGAGCUAGCCACUGUAGCACCCGUCCUAUAUACCAAUGUCAAUUUCCCUAACCUUAAAGAAGAAUACCCAGACUGGUCUACAAGAGUAAAGCAAAUUGCAAAACUUUGGAGGAAAGCUAGUUCACAAGACAGGGCCCCAUAUGUGCAAAAGGCAAGAGAUAACCGAGCAGCCCUGCGCAUCAACAAAGUCCAGAUGUCGAAUGAGACGGUGAAGAGGCACCAUCCGCAGCAACAGCCCCCUGAGGUGUUUGAUCCCAACAUACCACUAGACACAGAACUGCUGUUUAAAGACCCUUUGAAACCAAAAGAGUCAGAGCAUGAACAAGAGUGGAAGUUUAGACAGCAAAUGAGGCAGAAAAGCAAGCAGCAAGCCAAAAUUGAAGCCACUCAGAAAUUGGAGCAAGUUAAGAAUGAGCAACUGCAGCAACAGCAGCAGCAACAGCAGCAGACCAACAGCCUGUCAGAGGGAGAUGGCAACAACAGUGGUAACCAAAGCCCAGCCUCCCAGCCCAGCAAUGGCAGCAUGUCUCCCAUACAGCAGCUCAACUCUAAAGAAGGCUUUGCCAGGCCACAGCUACCAGGGACCCCCACUUCAGGCCCUCCUGAGGAUGUGUUCUUACGACCCCCUCCACCCCCUCCAUCUGGCCCUUCCUCCCAACCUCAGUCCCCACAGGUAUUCUCACCAGGUUCCUCUGGUUCCAGACCCUCUUCUCCUUGGGACCCAUAUGCCAAGAUGGUCGGGACCCCAAGACCGCCAACUCUUGGGCCAAAUACAUGUCGCAGAAUGCCUGUUGAAUCUGGAAAAUCACCCACCUCCUUGAUGGAACAGCAGGACAGAGGGAGGCCCUCUCCUGCUCAUGAAUCUUUUGGCUCUCCAACAUCCAUGAGCAGUGACCCUUAUGCCAAACCUCCUGAUACCCCCAGGCCAAGUGGGGAAAUGGACCCUUUCUUGAAGCCCAUGGGUCCCCCCAGGGCCAGUCAGCCUGCCCAGGGAAGGCCACCAAUGGGUUCUCCAGGCAGAGACCCAUACUCAAGGCCCAUGAUAAGAAAUGAGGCCUAUCAGCGCAUGACCCAGAACAGGAUGAUCUUGUCUGACCCGUACUCAAGGCCUUUAUUGGCACCAAUCCCUGGAAGUAAUGAGUCUGGAUCGGUCCCUCUGUUCAAAACACCUAUGCCCCCUCCUCAGACUCAGGAUCCUUUCAACCGAUCGGGUCUACAUCCUACUGACAGGUUCUCUCAGAAUCAGCAGAAUGACCCCUAUGCUCAGCCUCCUCAUACCCCAAGACCCUCAGGGAAUGACAACUUCACCAGUUCCCCUAGAAUGAGCCAGCAUCUCCCUCAGGUGCACUCAUUCGCUCAGCCAGGACCAAUGACUCAAAUGUCUAGAAAUCCAUAUGCUCAUGCACCUUCCACUCCAAGACCUGACCACUUCACAUAUGACCCCUUUGCCCAGCCCUCUGGUUCCAACAAGCAAGCUGGUGAUCCUUUCUCUCAGUCUACAGGUAACCAACGAUCCAUCAAUGAACCCGGUGCGCAACCUCGGCCUUAUUUCGAGCCCUAUGCCCGACCUCCUGGCACCCCACGUCCACAUGACAACUAUGGUCAGCCUUCAAACACCCCUAGCCCAUCCUCAGACCCUUACUCACAGGCUCCUUCGACUCACCGUCCCAGUGGGAUGAACCAGUUCACUCACCAGUCACAUCCUGGACAAAGGAUGUCUCCUUCCCACUCAGUGGACCCUUAUGCUCAGCCACCAGGUACUCCACGGCCCUCUGUGGGAGACAGGUUUUCCAAGUCACCGGGAAGCCAGAGGGGACCAAUAGAGCCAUUUACUAGUACACCUGGAACAUCAAGGCCAGGGAGUAUCGACAUGUUUUCACAGCCUGGAGCCCCCAGACCAAUGCUUAAUGACCCCUACGGCCAGCCUCCAGGGACCCCACGGCCUGGUCCUGAUGGGCUCAGCAGACAAGGGCCAAGACUAGGACCAAUGGGAAGCCAGGAUCCUUUCUCCACACCUCAAAGCAGGCUUCAAGAGCCCUUCCCUCAUCCAGGAUCACAAACACCAAAACACCCUAGUGUUUCAGAAGAUGGAUUUACUCAGUCACCCUCCAGAAGACCAAGUCAGACACCUGGCCAUGAUCCAUUUGAGCAAGCCCCCAUGACCCCUCGUCCGCAGUCAGUAGAGAAAAUGGAAAUGAAAGAUCAUUCGGGUGUGGGUAACAAUGGAACAGACCCAGGUCAACUGUGUAACAACCCACAAAUACCUGGUGGUUCCACUGAGGCUCAGGGUGUUGCUCUUGCUGAGAGCGAGGAAAGACUCAAACAGCGACAACGAAUUAGAGAACUAAUCCUCAAGCAGCAGCAACAGAGGAGUGCUACUCGACAGGAGAGGGGACCCCAGGAGCCUGCUGGCAACCUAGCCCCAGGAACGCCACGACCCUGGCCCCAGGAGGGGCCUGGUCAGCAGGGGGAAAUGUUCAACCGGCCUCCUCCACCUUAUCCUGGACAAGGACCCAUGAGAGGACCAAUGAGGUUUCCUGGACCUUUUCCAGGUGAUCAGCGUGUCCCUUUCCCUAAUGAGGGACAAAUCCCCAGGGGCCCACAUCCUGGAGAUCCAAAUUUGAGGCAUCAGGGACCAAGGUUUGCAUUUCCACCUGGGGUUCUAGGACCUCAUGUGGCCCAAGAGUUCUUUCCCCGGGGUCAACACCCAAUGCAGGAUGUCCCCCCUCAAAUGAGACGGUCCAUGUCUGCAGAAAUGGCAAAGAGUAUAGGAGGCAACCCCAUGGGGCUUCCCCAGCACUUCCCACCACGUGGUAUGCCAGUGCAGCAGCACAACAUAAUGGGCCAGCCUUUCAUUGAGCUGCGACACAGAGCAGCAGAAAAUAGGCAACGUAUGCCAUAUCCUCCAGGUGCCAUGCAAGGAAACAACAUAGAUCCCAACUUGCAGGGUCAAAGGCCACCAGGGUUUCCAGGAGCACCCAAUACCAGGUUUCAUUUAAAUCAGGGGCCCAGGAUGGUAGACCCCAUGGUCAGUCAGACUGGCCAUGUACAACUAUCUGCUAGCAUGGACAAUCUUCAUCAGCAAGCCCAAAUGUCAGGAAACAACGGACUCAAACAAUCUCCUUUGAUGAGAUCCAUGAGCCAGCCUGCUUCAAGUGAGACCCAGAACAUGGUAGCAUCUAUGAUCCUGAAUGCACCCCCUGCUGGGCAUUCUGAUAUGGCCGCAGUGACGAGCAGUGAAGCUGUAGAGGAGAAACUGGAUGCAGAAGAAUCAGCAGUCAAAGAUCUUGAGGACGUGGAGGUGAAAGACUUGGUGGAUGCUGACUUGGAAAACCUAAAUUUGGAUCCUGAAGAUGGUAAAGACCUAGACCUAGAGACAAACGACCUACACCUUGAUGACUUCCUAACAUCUGGGAAAUUUGACAUCAUUGCCUAUACAGACCCUGACCUAGAUGACAUCAAGAAAGAUAUGUUUAAUGAGGAACUGGAUCUCAGUGAUCCUAUGGAUGAUAAUGUUGACACCACAGACAUCAACAAAAACUCAAGCACAGGAACUGAGGCUUCAUCCAGUUCAACAUCUGUACUGGCAAAGUCAGAGGCCUCAGGUGAGAAGUCUUUAGCUGAAAUCAAGCUAGAAGCCCCUGCAAGUCAGGACUCUGCUUCUUUGACACCUGGGCAGGAAAUUAAAACAGAGUUCAAGGACUGUCAAAAAACCCCUGAGGUCAUAGACCAGCAAGCCACUGGAAACACCUUAACCUCAAACCAGCAGGAAGUAAUCUCUGACUCUACCCCAGUCCUAUCUAGUUUACUCAUUAAGCAGCAGCCUGAGGAGCAGUCAUUAAAUCCAAUCGUUGAAUCUGUCAAUCAAGGAGGUAACCUCAUGCCCCAGCAGAACCAAGUCACUGACACUCAGCAUACCUCCGGACUUACCAUGACUCAAACAAUAGCUGACGCCACCACUGCAGGAGAAGCUUCUAUGACUGGCUUUGGGACAGACCACCAGGUGGGGCUAGCCACUGGUGUUGAUCAGAGCGGUCUAAGCCAGGCCCAGCAGACCAUGUUGAACCAAGCGCUGGGUCAACACGGCCAGCAACAUCGUCCCCUUCUGCUAGAAGAGCAGCCACUCCUAUUACAGGACCUCCUAGACCAGGAGAGGCAGGAACAACAGCAGCAAAGGCAGAUGCAAGCUAUGAUACGACAGCGCUCCAGCGACUCCUUUUUCCCAAACAUUGAUUUUGAUUCCAUCACUGACCCCAUUAUGAAAGCUAAAAUGGUUGCACUAAAGGGCAUCAACAAGGUCAUGGUCCAGAACAACAUGGGGAUGACCCCAAUGGUCAUGAACAGACUUCCCCCCGGUCCUGCACCACCUUGUCCUGAAAGUGCACCACUUCCUCCACAAGUUGUUGGACAGGAUGGCAAAUUGACACAAGUAGCAAGACCGAAUCCUCCAAACUUUGGACCAGGAUUUGUCAACAAUGCUCAGAGGGCUCAGUAUGAGGAGUGGCUCCAGGAGACUCAGCAACUACUUCAAAUGCAGCAGAAGUUUCUGGAAGAGAAGAUUGGAGCUCACAGGAAGUCUAAGAAAGCCCUGUCUGCCAAACAGAGAACAGCUAAGAAGGCAGGGAGGGAGUUCCCUGAGGAGGACGCUGAGCAGCUCAAACAUGUCACAGAGCAGCAGGGUGUAGUGCAGAAACAACUGGAGCAGAUCCGCAAGCAACAGAAAGAGCACGCUGAACUUAUAGAGGAGUACCGAGUGAAACAGCAACAAAAUAAUAUGACACCCAUAAUGCCUGGGAUGCACCCAAUGCCAGGCCCUGCUGGCAUGGUCCCCAGUGGGCCGCCCAUGGUCCCCAGUGGGCCGCCCAUGGUCACCAGUGGGCCGCCCAUGGUCACCAGUGGGCCGCCCAUGGUCCAGCCUCCUAUGAACCCCAUGAUGCAGAUGCCACUUCAUCCUGGCCAGCCAAAUGUACCUCCAUGUAUGCCUAACCCACCACCUGGCUGGCACCCUGGUGCUCCCAUGCCAAUGGGCGGACCGGGAAUGCCACCCUUAAUGACCCCACAGAUACCUGUGGGAAAUCCAGGCCAACCUCAUCAGAUGCCAAUGGGUAACAUACCUCAACACUCACAAAUGCCCGUGGAUCCCCAGGCACCACCAGCUCCACCAGGUGGUGUAAAACCCAUGCAGGCAGGUGGUGUGAAGUUUGAUGACAACAACCCAUUUAGUGAAGGCUUCCAGGAGCGGGAGAGGAGGGAGAGGCUUAGGGAGCAGCAGGAGAGACAGCGGGUGCAGCUAAUGCAGGAAGUUGAACGACAGAGAGCCCUAAAACACCGUAUGGAAAUGGAGCAGCAAGGGAUGAUGGGGCCAGAUGGAAACAUGGCACCACUCGCUCAGAUGCCAUUUUUUAACUCGGAGCUGCCACAGGACUUCAUGCAGCCCCAGAGGCCUCCUUUACAGCAACAGCAACAACUUGGACCAGUGUUCCCCCAGCAGCAGGGCAUGCAGCCUGGUAUGGGCUCACCACCUGGGACAUUUAUGCAAGGUGAAAGGAGGGCAAUGAUGGGCAAUGGAAUGAUGCCCCGUGAUAUGGGGCCUGGUUUUGGGCCUGAUAAUCUUGCCCUUCAAGCACCUAACUUUGCCCAGGGUCAACCCAGACCUCGUCAGUUCAGUGGACCAGGAAUGAUGCUUCAGAUGCCAGGUGAGGGUCCACCAUUUGGAGGUGACUCAGCUACACCUCUACCAUCAAACUUUCCGGGCUCAGGUCAGUCUCUCAUCCAACUCUACUCCAACAUCAUCCCAGACGAGAAAGGCAAAAAGAAGAGGAACCGCAAAAAGAAGAAAGAUGAUGAUGCAGAUUCAGUCAAGACGCCUUCAACUCCACACUCAGACCUUACAGCCCCUCUCACUCCAUGUGUCUCAGACACCUCCUCAACUCCAACCAGAAACACCCAUCUCUUCGCUGACCAGGACUUGUCAAGGUCCCCCUUACUGGGAUCUUCCACCCCCAGUCACUCAGAGCUGGAGAGGCAGCUUUCUGGAGGCCAAUCUGGACAACCUGGUCUCUCAUCAGACAUAGCAAGAACCCAGGCUCAGGAACAUGACCGAAUCCUUAACAACAUAAAGCUGGAGCAGACUGAUACCAGCGAGUGUCACGGGCCACGAGAGGGGUCCGUCGGCUCAGAAAUUAGCUCUGUGAAGGAAGAGGGUAAUAAAGGGAGCGUGUCUCCCUUCCCUGCAGGGCAAAGUCCAAACAAGGGGGAGGCUGGCAAUGAACUACUGAAACACUUACUGAAGAACAAGAGUACACCUCCAUCUGGAUUGUCCCAACAGAGGUCAGAGGAGAACUUUCGCUCGGAGGAGGAGGAUCCCGCAGACUGCAAAUCCCUGCUGAGGCAAAGCUCCAUGGACAGCAAUGGGGCAUACUCAGAUGGCACCCCGGACUUUCCUGGACCUCUGCUUCCUGAACAGGAGAAGAAGAAAGGGAGGAACAAGAGGGCUCCGAAAGGAGGGGACAAACCUGUCUCUCGCUACAAGAAGAGGAAGAAGGAAGGGGAUGAGAGGCAGUUGUUGCACUCUGGCCCUGACAGUGUAAUGAAUCAAAUCAAACAGCAGCUCUCCCUGCUGCCCCUCAUGGAGCCACUGAUUGGGGUCAACUUUGCCCAUUUCGCUCCCUAUGGUAGCGGCCAGCUCAAUGGAGAGAACCUCCUGUCUGGGACAUUUGGCAGCGCCUCACUCGAUGGCGUCUCCGACUAUUACUCCCAACUGGCCUACAAGCAGAGUAACCUGAGCAAUCCACCCACACCACCGGCGUCUCUUCCUCCCACCCCACCACCUGUGAACCGACAGAAAAUGAUCAAUGGAUUUGCCACGACAGAAGAGCUGGCCAGCAAAGCUGCUGCUAUGGUGUCCAAAGGCCUGGUCCCAAAGCCACUGCAUGUCCCAUUUAGGACUGAGGAAGACCUGUUAGCCCGGGCCAUCGCACAGGGACCCAAAACUGUGGAUGUUCCGGCCUCCCUCCCCACCCCUCCUCACAACAACCAAGAGGAGAUCAGUAACAGAGGACAGGAGCCUUGCAAGGACCGGGACACACCUGAUAGUUUUGUUCCAUCCUCAUCUCCCGAGAGUGUGGUUGGCAUGGAGAUCAGUCGCUACCCAGACCUGUCUCUGGUAAAGGAAGAGCCACCGUCCCCCUGCCUGUCUCCUGUCCUCCCCAUGCUUCCUGUGCCUGAUGGGAAAGGUUCAGAAAUCAAACUACAGGAUAUCAAAACAGAGCCUUCUGCCAUGUUCUUCGGCUCCCCCUUUGGCCCCAUGUCUAAUGAUUCCAAACAAGGACUGGUGUCUGUAGCUAUCACACUGAGACCAGCUGCAGCAGAGAACAUCACAGGUGUAGUGGCAGCCAUUUCAGACCUACUGUGUGUAAAGAUCCCAAGUAGUUAUGAGGUCAGCAGUACCCCAGACAGGGUGCCCAUAUCUAUGCUCAGUGGUCCUAGAGUGGGCCCCCACGGCAUGGAGCCUCGACCCCCCAUGCUGUUCCAUGGACAAGGAGACAAUGGAGGGCUUCACGGACGGCCGGGACAGAUGAUAAGGCCCGGCGGGGCGCAGGGGAUGAUGCAACAGCAGCAGGCACAUCACUUCCGUUUCCAUCCCAACAGCCCAGGCGCAGCUCUAGCUCGAGGAUCUGACCAGAAGACCCCUGCCAGCCCUGGAUGUAAACCUCAGUGGUGCCGCCACUGUAAGGUGGUGGUUCUGGGAAAUGGAGUGCAGAAAUCCAUCAACGAUCUCCCUGCCCACAUGAAGGAAUCUGAAGGCCGUUUGAAAUCUGAAGAGGACCUUGUCUUCUGUAGUCAGAGCUGCUUCCUUCUCUACCAUUCCUCACCGCCCCUGCAUUCCAGAUCAACCACAGAAACUAAGGAAUCAGUGUCCCUUCUCCCUGCCUCCGAGCAAACGGAGAGCCUUUCUAAGAUUCAGCACCAGUACAGUAACAACAUGUCAUCGCUGGAUGUUCAUUGCCUGGCCCAGCUUCAGCCCAAGCAGUCUCCCCCCUCGACUCCUCCAAUCCCCUUCCCCACAGCAGGCGAGACAUCCAAGACGGAGACCAAGUCUGAUGCCAUCAAAGUGACAGUGAAGCUGAAGGCCCGGCCAAGGUCCCAUGAAGGCUGGCACCAGGGAAAGAGACCGAAAGGACUCCGCUGGAGGAAGUGGACUGUCCAGGUGGUGGUGCCAAGAGGGAAUUCCCAACUCCCAGAUGAGGACAAGAUUGAUGAGCUGCUGAAGAAACUCGGGGCAUCCUUGCGCCCUCCUGCUUCACUCCGCGACCACAGGCGGUGCUGUUUUUGCCACCAGUUCGGAGAUGGGAUCACUGAUGGCCCUGCUAGGCUUCUUAAUCUAGAUCUUGAUGUAUGGGUUCACCUAAACUGUGCCCUGUGGUCAACUGAGGUGUAUGAGACACAGGCUGGCGCCCUCAUCAACGUGGAGCUUGCCCUGCGUCGUGGCCAAACCGUACGCUGCGCCUACUGUCAACAGACUGGCGCCACCAGCGGCUGCCACCGCCUUCGCUGUACCAACGUCUACCAUUUCACCUGUGCUCUGCAAGCUCAGUGCACCUUCUUCAAGGACAAGACCAUGCUGUGCCAUGCCCACAGGCCUCGGGGAACAGGUGGACAAGCUCUGGAGCAUGAGCUGCGUUGUUUUGCCGUCUUCCGACGUGUCUAUGUCCAGAGAGACGAAGUGCGUCAGAUUGCCACAGCUGUGCGGCAGCCAGAGUUAGGCUAUACCUUUCGAGUCGGCAGCCUGGUGUUGCAUGCAAUGGGUCAACUAACUCCUCAACAAAUGGCAGCCUUCCAUUCCCCAACAGCCAUCUUUCCAGUUGGCUACGAGGCCUGCCGCAUUUACUGGAGCAUGCGCCAUGGCAACCGCCGUUGCCGCUACGUCUGUUCUGUUGAGGAGCGAGACGGACUGCCAGAGUUUUCCAUCAGAGUCAUCGAACAGGGCUACCAAGACCUGGUCCUGAGUGACACCUCAGCUAAAGGAGUGUGGGAUAAGGUUCUGGGUCCUGUUGCUGAGAAAAGAACUGAAUCAGGCACUCUAAAGCUCUUCCCUGUUUACCUGAAAGGGGAGGACUUGUUUGGACUCACAGUCCCUGCAGUCACCAAGAUCACUGAAUCGCUCCCCGGAGUGGAAGUUUGUGACAGGUACUCAUUCCGUUACGGACGCAACCCUCUUGUGGAGUUGCCUCUCAUGUUCAAUCCAGCUGGCAGUGCCCGCGCCCAACCAAGAACCAGCUCUCCCUACACUUCACUGGUGAUAAGGCCACAACCACAGGCUGUAUCCAGCAGCAGUGCCAGGUCUAACCAGAAUGUGGCCCAAGGAGAAGGUGGCGCCCCCCAUAGCAAGCCUCCAGUAGUGCACCCUAGGUCUUCUCAGUACCGCUGGAUGAAGAGUGAGUGGAGAGCCAAUGUCUAUCUGGCUCGCUCUCGAAUCCAGGGCCUGGGGCUGUUUGCUGCUAAAGACAUUGAAAAACAAACUAUGAUGAUUGAGUACAAUGGAACCAUCCUCCGAAAUGAGGUUGCCAUCAGGAAGGAGAAGAUCUAUAGAUCGCAGAACCGAGAAGUGUUCAUGUUCCGCAUCGACAGCGAACACGUUGUUGAUGCCACUCGAACUGGAGGGCUAGCAAGAUAUAUCAACCACUCUUGUGCCCCAAACUGUGUUGCUGAGGUGGUCACAUUUGAAAGGGGUUACAAAAUCAUCAUCAGCUGCAUUCGCAGAAUUGACAAAGGAGAGGAGCUGUGUUUCGACUACCAGUUUGACACUGUGGAGGGUCACCACAAGAUCGCUUGCCACUGUGGAGCUCCUGAAUGCAGGAAGUGGAUUAACUGAGGAAAACAAAAAUACGACAAACCUAAAUGCAUUCCUUUGGUGUUAUGGUGUGUGGAUGCUGUGAUCUCUGCGCAGAGAGGAGAAAAAAAAAGUCUUCACACUAAAGUCAUUUUAUGAAUGAGCAGAAGGCCCUAAACCCUUGGAGAGAGUGAAUACAUUUACGUUUUGGUUAAUCAAGAUGAUUGAAGAAAAUGGGUGGAGGAAGGGAAAUGUAACACAGGAGCAGGAUGUGACUUGUGCCAUAUGUGGGAGGGGCUCUGUUGUAUGAGAUGCCUCUGUCUGUCUGUAUGUAUCUGUGCAUUUGUUUGGUGUACAUGGGGUGCGGAAUCCACCAGCGAAUGAGAAAGCACUGUGCAGGGUGCGGCCUUAUUGCUUACUAAGGGCAGGCCCUUUUGUUUCAUACUGUUAAUGUAUACCAUGAGACUAAAUGUAGACAUCACUGAAUGAGGAAUGUACAGCAAUGAAUAGCGCGAAGGGAAUAUUAACUUGCACUAAAAAAAGAAAAUAAACAAAAAAAAAACACACACACGAAAACUUUUAAAAUACUUGAUUCCAUGAGUCAGUUUUAUCAUAGGUCUCUGUCAUGUGAUUUGUGUGGAUUUCGAGAGGUUUUGUAUUUAUUACUGAGUGAAUGAAUUUUAUUCUCAAAAUGAUGAGACUGCGUUAAAGAAGGUUAGAUUGCUAUUGUUUUUGAAGAUUGAGGAAGACAUGCUGUUACUUUUGUAUAAAUGUACAUAAAGAAAACUAUAGGAAUAACCGACCAAAUACUACCUUAACCUUCUUGAUGUUUGGGUGUUUUUAAAUUGUUUUUGUUCUGUUUGUCAUUGAAAUUUAUUUAAGAUGGACGUUAUUUCAGUUUGAGAGUAUAUAUUAUGAUUAUUCUGUACAGAAUUUGUAAUAUAACCACAAUAAUUCACAAAGUAUUUUUGUUGUAUUAAAAGUAAGGUAUUGUAGCGUAGUGUUUUGUGACUUACACAUACUUUGACCACUCAAAAAAGAAAUAUUUUUGUUGACUAACGUUACGAGUUCAUCAGUUACAGAAUCAAGAAAAAAAAACAGACUCUUCAAAUAGUAAGAGAUCAGUGUGAUCUGUUUGCUGUUAAUCAGGUUUGAUUUUAAAGAACUGUGAAUUAGGUUUUGAAACCCAAAAACAACUUUUUAACUUUUUAACACAAAUAGGAACACCAACAUGUAUUUACCUGUUCUGUUGUUUUUACAUUGCUUUUAAAAUGAGGUGCAAACGUCUAAUGAUGUUGUGAGUUAGACGAACCAGUGUGUGACAGAAACGUAUGGGGAACCGUAGGUUGUUCAACCUUUUUAGACAGAAAUGGCAUUCUCCUUAAUCAGAAAUAUUUCUUAUACUGACACUUCACAAGUCACAUGCUUAGAAACGGAAGAGUUUUUGCGUGCACAAUUUCAAGUCGACUGUAAAAUUUUGAAAACAGUCUUAGAACUUGUAAUGUAUAUGGCAUGUAUUUUUUUAACUUUCCGAAGACGCAAUUGUAUAUAUUUUCUCAAUGAAUGGUUGUAACAAAAUUGUUUCUUGGAUAUUUUUCUUCUCUUGUAUGAUAUUACAUCAUCCUGCCAGUGUGUUUGUGCUACAUUUUCUUGGUCGUGUAGUCAGAUUUUGUUUCUUUCUUUUUUGUUUUCUUUGUUUGUUUGUUUUUUGUUUGUUUUUUUGAAAAUGCCUUUUGAGGUGUACAGAGUAUGAGGUUUGGAGUUGUGGAAUUGAAUUUAGAAACAUUUACAAAAUAAACUAUUUUACAUGUUA